CACGUAUUCUUUUCACAUAACCUAACUUUCCACCGAUUCAUUCGGCAGUGUUGUGCUUGGGUAGGCUUAAGUAAAUUCGUAAAUUCAAAUUUGCCGUCAUACCAUGGGGCACAUUUCCGCACUGAACACUUUCCUAGAUCGGCAUAGAGGGCAGCUUCAAAUAUCCGGAGUUCCAGAGAUCUAUUGGAAAACCCUAUACCAGAAACUGUCGGCUCAAACCUUUGAUGCAGGUAACUCUUUCCAAUUAGUGAAAAUUGAGUAUGAGGAAAAUAGAGAACCCCAUGAGCCAGUUUGGGCAUUACAAGCUCUCGAGGACUUAGACGCAAACUGCUCAGAUCAUAUUUAUUUAAUUGAUCAUGCUUGGACGUAUGAGCCAAGGGAAGCUCGGACCCAUUUACAAUAUGAUGGACUGCGGCUUCGCAUGGCGAAUAUUCUGGGAAUAGACGACAAUUUGCCCACGGAAGAGUUAAUAGACGAGAUAUUUGACAAUAUGUGGAGAGCGAACUGCACAUACAAUGUGAGAACUGUUGGUAAUGCCACUGCACAAAAGUCAAUUUGGUAUGUUAUGGACGAAAUUGGAAGUGCGAUAAAUCACAGCAACUCCCCCAAUUGUAGAGUUGUACCUUUCAUUUACACCAGCGAAGAAAUAUAUUCGCUUCUUUUCUUGAAAUCUGACUUCGAAGAAGGUGAUCUGGCAUAUAGAGACUAUGCUGAAGGCAUUCAAGACCCCAUUUCCAGAAAGGCUUAUCUACUGCCUUGGAUACCUGUUUCCUUUCAACAUUUAGAUGUUGCAACCACAAUUCCGGAUGAAGCUUAUUUUACUGCGGGGCACAUCCCAGAAACUUUACCAAAUAUUGAUUAUUUCAAAAAAGCUUCUCCAAAAAAGGCUAAAUAUCUAUGCUACUCCCAGUACAGUUUGGUCAAUCAGUAUUUAACGGAUCCAAAAUUUGAAACUACUGAUGAUGUAGAUAAGGCAGACAUUUUAUGGUUUACAGAACACUACAAGGAUUACCAGUUGCUUAGCGAGGCUUCUCCGGAUAAAUUCGUUAAUCAAUUUCCCUAUGAGUAUAUUCUUACUGUAAAAGACCUACUGUGCAUUACUUGCAGAAGAUACAAAAACAACACUGGGAAAGCUCCAUGGCUGCCAGUUUCAUACAACUUGGUAAAUGAAGUAGGCAAUUUUGUUAGUUAUUUUGAAAAAUGUGAAGAAAAUGGAAAGGAAAACUAUUGGAUCAUUAAACCAUACAACCUUGCUCGGGGCAUGGACAUCCACAUUACAAACAACUUAAACUACAUAAUGAGAUUGCCAGUUACAGGGCCUAAAAUUGCCCAGGAAUAUCUCAUCAAUCCUGUCCUAUUUUACAGAGAAGAUUGCCAAGGGAAAGUAAAAUUUGACGUGAGAUACGUUAUCCUUUUGAAAAAAGUAAAACCUCUAGAGGUAUAUGUGUAUAAAAACUUCUUUCUCCGAUUUGCAAAUAAGCCUUUUGCGCUAAACGCCUUUGAUGACUAUGAGAAACAUUUUACUGUAAUGAAUUACAACGUAAAUGCCACUUUGAAACACAUGAAAUGCGACGAGUUCCUUACCAAGUGGCAAGAGCAGUAUGCUAAGCAUGAAUGGAACGAAAUUGAAAACAAAAUUUACAGAAUGAUCAGGGAUAUUAUGGAAUGUGCAACUGCAGUUCCGCAUCCUUGUGGAAUCGCACAUAGUCCACAGUCCAGAGCGUUGUAUGCAGUUGAUCUGAUGUUGGAUUGGCUGGAUGGGGAAAUUCAACCGAAAAUUUUGGAAAUUAACUUCAUGCCAGAUUGCGAAAGAGCAUGCAAAUAUUAUGAAAACUUUUACAAUGACAUUUUUAAAUUACUCUUUUUAGAUGAGGAGAAUCAUCAUGUAUUUGUCAAGUUGUAAAUAUUAAUCGUUUUACGGGCAACAAUAAUGUUUAUACGAAAUAGAUCAGGUUAAAAUUAUUAAGUCUAAUGUAAGACGUAAGACAAAAACAGCAAAUACUUUUGUUAUAUGUGCUUAAAUCCAUACAAUUUAAGUAAGUUUUUAUAAGUGCUUUAUAAUUCGCAUUACUAAGUAGAAUUUUUAAAUAUUGAAAACUAAGCAUUAUGAAUUUAUGUAAUUUUGUAACUCAAAUUGCUUAAUUGUAAUUAAAAUCGUGGCCUAACUCAAGCAAAGGAAAUAUAUAUUUUACAACAGAGAGACAUUUUCCAAAUAAAGAUUUUACAAAAGAAAA
Dendroctonus ponderosae (mountain pine beetle) is the source of this 2234-nucleotide messenger RNA. It is a transcript of the gene TTLL12, whose product is annotated as tubulin--tyrosine ligase-like protein 12. The coding region runs from base 104 to 1903 and encodes 599 amino acids. The transcript has a single exon. NCBI's taxonomy places the organism in Eukaryota, Metazoa, Arthropoda, Insecta, Coleoptera, Curculionidae. Gene Ontology annotation, biological process: protein modification process. The record is from RefSeq and is a predicted model, not a curated record.